This is a messenger RNA of Acanthoscelides obtectus, 416 nucleotides long. The record is from the annotation of a GenBank genome assembly. NCBI's taxonomy places the organism in Eukaryota, Metazoa, Arthropoda, Insecta, Coleoptera, Chrysomelidae.
AGAACAUUGAACAUCCACAUACUAUAUAAGUUUUUUUUGUUACAGAGGGCAUUCUCAGCUACAGCAUGCCUCAAGGAGUCAAAGUCAAUUCAGAAUUGGAUCUCACCGAUCGCACUUAUGAUGGUGUAGAGGAAAUGAGCCACCUGUCAAAUGGUUUGGGCCAACUAGUGGAUGGGAAGAAAGGAAAUGACAAUUUCAACCUGGAUGUCUCUGGAUUUGGUAGAGGUACGGUUAGACCGAGAGAAAGGUCUCGAUGGAGAAAAACUGGGGCACAGCACGUUUCUCUCAUAGCAGAGAGUUUCAAAUUCUACUGAUUUUUCUGUAGAUCUUGGGAACCUAUCCGGUGAAGUACGAAGAGAUCUGACGAAAUCCAGGAAAUCUGAAGACAUCUCUGGAUCUCAUAUAUACUAAGUGAC